GGUAAAUGUCAACUCUCCAAUUGUUAAACAAUAUGAAAGUCAAGUUGGUGUUCUAGGAAACAGUGAGAAUAAAAACAAGAUUCACACAAGUGAAUCUCUCCUGAAAAUAUCAUUUAAGUGGUUCAUUGUGUUAUAUAUUGUCUAAAUACAGGAUGAAGAGUGUUGCAAUGUUCAAACUAAACUAUUACCUUGUGACUUGCACUUGUGUACACUGCUAAUAAAUGUUCCAAUAUAUAAAUGUGACAAGUGUUUGCUGUGCUUGUGUACUGUUGAGACAAAGUUCACUUGUGGUAAAUGUUUCUCAUACAAGAGUAGCUCAAGAACCACAUACAUAUGCAGAAUUAUUAAUGCAAGUUUAGUUGUGAAAAGUGGAUAACCUUUGUAUGCGGUGCUAAAGUUACCCAAAUGUGUGUACACUGAUGGAUAUAUUUUCUUGUAUGGAGUGUUGUAAAGUGUGUAAAAGAUGGCCCAGUUUAUGAAUCAAAUAGCAGGACCUAGUGGGCCAAAUAAUUAUCAGUGUGGGGAAGUUUUUGGCAGUAAUGAUGCUUUGAAAAUGCAUACAUGUACAGAUGAACACAUAGAUGAUAAGAUAAGUAUUAAGUGUGAAGAGUUUGAAGAAAGCUUUAACAGUGAUUAUGAUGAGACACGUCAUGUGACUGCUGAUGAGACAGUCAUUAAGUGUGAAGAGUUUAAUGAAUGCUUUAGCAGUGACUAUGAUGGGACACAUCAUGUGACUGCUGAUGUGACAGACAUUAAGUGUGAAGAGUUUAAUGAAAGCUUUAACAGUGACUAUGAUGGGACACAUCAUGUGACUGCUGAUGUGACAGACAUUAAGUGUGAAGAGUUUAAUGAAAGCUUUAACAGUGACUAUGAUGGGACACAUCAUGUGACUGCUGAUGUGACAGACAUUAAGUAUGAAGAGUUUAAUGAAAGCUUUAACAGUGACUAUGAUGGGACACAUCAUGUGACUGCUGAUGAGACGGUCAUUAAGUGUGAAGAGUUUAAUGGAAGCUUAAACAGUGACUAUGAUGGGACACAUCAUGUGACUGCUGAUGUGACAGACAUUAAGUGUGAAGAGUUUAAUGAAAGCUUUAACAGUGACUAUGAUGGGACACAUCAUGUGACUGCUGAUUUGAAAGAUAUUAAGUGUGAAGAGUUUGAUGAAAGCUUUAACAGUGACUAUGAUGGGACACAACAUGUGACUGUUGAUGAGAAAGAUCUUAGUGAAGACAGUGAUAAAAGUUAUUACAGAGAAGACAAACUGAAGCAGCAUAUGGUUGUACACACUGGUGAGAAGAAUUUUAAGUGUGAAGAGUGUGGUAAAAGUUAUUACAGAGAAGGCAAACUGAAGCAGCAUAUGGUUGUACACACUGGUGAGAAGAAUUUUAAGUGUGAAGAGUGUGGUAAAAGUUAUUACAGAAAAAGUGAUCUGAAGAAUCAUAAGAUUGUACACACUGGUGAGAAGAAUUUCAAGUGUGAAGAGUGUGGUAAAAGUUAUUUCAGAAAUUGUGAACUGGUUUAUCAUAUGCGUGUACACACUGGUGAGAAGAAUUUUAAGUGUGAAGAGUGUGGUAAAAGAUAUUACAGAAGUUGGGAUCUGUAUGAUCAUAUGGUUGUACACACUGGUGAGAAGAAUUUUAUGUGUGGAGAGUGUGGUAAGAGUUAUUACAGAAGAUAUGAACUGCAGGAUCAUAUGCGUGUACACACUGGUGAGAAGAAUUUUACGUGUGGAGAGUGUGGUAAAAGUUUUUACAAAAAUUAUGAUCUGCGGAAGCAUAUAGUUGUACACACUGGUGAGAAGAAUUUUAAGUGUGAUGAGUGUGGCAAAAGUUAUUUCAGACUUACUGAAUUGAAGAAUCAUAUAGUUGUACACACUGGUGAGAAGAAUUUUAAGUGUGAUGAGUGUGACAAAAGUUUUUACAGAAAAAGUGAACUGAAAGUACAUAUGGUUACACACACUACUGAGAAGAAUUUUAAGUGUGAUGAGUGUGGCAAAAGUUUUUACAGAAAAAGUGAACUGAAAAGUCAUAUGGUUACACACACUACUGAGAAGAAUUUUAAGUGUGAUGAGUGUGACAAAAGUUAUUCCAGACUUACUGAAUUGAAGAAGCAUAUAGUUGCACACACUCGUCAGUAUUUUAAGUGUGAAGAGUGUGGUAAAAGUUAUUCUACAAAACCCAUUCUGAAGAGGCAUAUGGCUAGACACACUACUGAGAAGAAUUUUAAGUGUGAAGAGUGUGGUAAAAGUUAUUAUACAAAAGGUUAUCUGAAAAGACAUAUGGUUAGACACACUACUGAGAAGAAUUUUAAGUGUGAAGAGUGUGGUAAAAGUUAUUAUACAAAAGGUUUUCUGAAAAGACAUAUGGUUAGACACACUACUGAGAAGAAUUUUAAGUGUGAAGAGUGUGGUAAAAGUUAUUACAGAAAAGAACAUCUGAAGAGGCACAUAUAUAGCUGUGCACACUGGUAAAAAGAAUCUUACAUGAAAGUUUAAGGGAAAGAUCUUAUAGAAAAAUUGACUGGAGAACUGUAUGGUCUUGUGUGUUGGUAAGAAUUAUUCAAGUUCAUAUAAUAGAUUACUAAUAUCCAGAAAAGAUGUUCUGGACAUGGAUAAUUGGUUAUCCACCUGGUAACACUUUAAUGUGAUGUUAUGGUGGAGAAUUAUAUGAGUACUGUAUGUUAUCUUCACCAAUGUCACACCUGGUACUAAAGUGAAGGCUGGUCACUGCACUAUGUCCUCACUCUUGGUUCAGUUAGAUAUAGAUAUUCCUGUUAGGUUCACUAGGAGUCACAAAUAAUAUGUUUGGGUGUUUAUCUUAUUGUUAAUGUUCCAAGUAAACACUUGGCACCUUUUCCAUUUAUUAUAAAAAUAUAUAGUUUUAGCAUAUCACAAUCUGUUGGGUUUAUUUAUGAAUUAACCAACACAGGGUUCUGAGAGAAUUAUCGGGCUCAGGGCUAGAGCCGGCAGUCACACGUCUAGGCAGGGUGCUGUACAGUCUUGAUCUCUGUACCAGCCAUUAACUUGCCUACUUAGUUGACAGGUUUACUGGGCCGUGGAGGUGACCUGAAUGUCUUCUGCAAUGUGACCGGAUAUGAUGUGUUUGAUCUAUGCAUUCCUGUGUGGAACAUAACUA
This is a messenger RNA of Homarus americanus (American lobster), 3134 nucleotides long. RefSeq names its product zinc finger protein 708-like. The record is from RefSeq and is a predicted model, not a curated record. The transcript has a single exon. The coding region runs from base 464 to 2470 and encodes 668 amino acids. Lineage: Eukaryota; Metazoa; Arthropoda; Malacostraca; Decapoda; Nephropidae.